AUGAAUGCAGAUGUCGUUGCAGAGGCUCUGGCCGUUGCAGCCUUGGGGGCCGAAGCCGACAAAACUGAAUCGCUGGAGGUGAUCCUUUCACGUUUGGACGCCUCCAAGCAUGAGACCCUCCUUCCUGGCCAGUGCUCUGAGGUGUUUGAUUCGUCGGCAUUUGCCGUUGCACGUACGUCUCAGAGGACUCGGCGAACUGGCGGGCUUGCGCAGCAUCCAAAGCCUUUCUCCCCUGCCCGCACCACGGGAGGCGCUUUUCUCGGCGCAGGUCACUUGCCCCACCGUGAUCUGACCUCUUGGGAGCAGCAGAAAGCCAUAAUGCCUGAGAGAAGUUGGAGCCAGUCUGCCAUGACCUGUGUGAUGCGGAGUGGCUUGUCCAUGUCGGCGCCUUCUUCACCGCUUCGAACCAGAGGUGCGCAAACCCACAGUCAGGGCAUGUUCGCGCGUUCUCCUGCGCGUGCAGAUGAUUUUUUGGAGAGUGAUGAGAGGAUGCAGAGGUUUUCAGCAACAUCUGCCCAGAUUCAAAAAGGCGCAAGCUAUGCCCCUAUCAGCGGACUGAGAAAGGGUCCUGCUGCAACAAUGUCGAGGGCUGCACUAACCUCUCAGCAUGGACCAUCAGCUGGCGGUCCAUUUGCUGGGCGCCGUGCGGUGCAUGACCGUAGCAGUGCGGCAUCAGCCUGGCGCACGAAAGCAGAUGCUGCAGCAUCAUCCUACAACUAUCUGGGACCCGCCGCAGACGGGCCUCCUCUACCGACAAUUCAUCCGCUUUGGAGUUGA
Messenger RNA from Symbiodinium pilosum, 777 nucleotides. The record is from the annotation of a GenBank genome assembly. NCBI's taxonomy places the organism in Eukaryota, Dinophyceae, Suessiales, Symbiodiniaceae.